Molecule: messenger RNA, 1291 nt
Organism: Hypomesus transpacificus
Lineage: Eukaryota; Metazoa; Chordata; Actinopteri; Osmeriformes; Osmeridae
Product: ras-related protein Rab-25-like
Exons: 5
Coding region: 281-919 (212 amino acids)
Biological process (GO): exocytosis
Cellular component (GO): recycling endosome
Molecular function (GO): GTPase activity; GTP binding
Source: RefSeq, a predicted model, not a curated record
CACCUGCCCAAACCCAACCCCAAUAUGAACUAUCUUGCUUCACAGAGCAAGCUCAGUUCCUUGUUCAAAUAAGCUAACUUUCUAUCUAAGGGAGCAGGGGAGAGUGACAUCCUAGUAACUGGCACUGGCGUGUGAAAUUAUUUUUUGUCACAUUUAUUUACUUUAAACCUAAAUGUUUGGGUUAGGUGUGCGCCACUUUUGUCGUGCAUCCUGUUCCCCUCCCUAAACUUUGAAUGCUUGAGUUGGACACAAGACUCAACAUUGUGUGGUAGCACCAUUGAUGGGCCACAGAAUGCAGUCAAACGAGGCUUACAACUUUGUAUUUAAAGUGGUUCUGAUUGGAGAGUCUGGCGUAGGCAAGAGCAACCUGCUUUCCCGCUUCGCCAAGAACGAGUUUAACCAUGACAGUCGUACAACAAUUGGGGUAGAGUUCAGUACACGUACAGUCCAGCUGAAUGGUCUCACCAUCAAGGCCCAGAUAUGGGAUACAGCAGGCCUGGAGCGUUACAGAGCCAUCACUUCUGCCUAUUACAGAGGUGCAGUUGGGGCACUUUUGGUCUAUGACGUUACCAAGCACCUGACCUAUGAGACCGCGGAGCGCUGGCUAAAGGAACUGUACGACCACGCGGACCCCCACAUUGUAGUCAUGCUAGUUGGCAACAAGUCUGACCUGGCGUCAGAGCGUUCAGUGCCAACAGAGGAAGCCAAGGACUUUGCAGAGAAGAAAGGCCUGCUGUUCCUCGAGACUUCAGCCUUGGAGUCUACAAAUGUUGAGGCUGCUUUCAAUGACGUUCUUUCAGAUAUCCACAGGAAAGUGAGCAGUAAAAAGGUCAUUCAGGGGUCCAUCAGUGCUGUGUCUUUGGCCGGCCAUGUUCCUUCCAACCCAGAAGAGAAUAAACCAUGCUGUAAAAACAUCUAACAGAUUUAACACCCAAUAAGGGGGCCAGUUAUAGCUGAACAGUUCAGUUCUCUUCUCAUUUGAUUACAGGACACAUAGUCACCCUGUUCUACAGUGCUAACACUGUAUUUGACUGUUAUUAUCACUCUGAUGAUUGAUGUAUUAUGUGCUCUUAAAAGAUGGUUGGUAUUUGAGAAAUAAAGAAAUAAAACAUUUAUCUACCUGGAAUCCUGGAUGGAUGUCCAUACUUUUGGGUAACACUGGUUGUGUUAUGUAAUAAACUUUUAUGUGUUAUACGGUAAAGUUGGUGGGUCAAGUGAUAUAUCAUUGGCAAACUUGAAAUGAUUGUGAAUGUCACCUGUUAAAUAAAUACAAUUUUCCCAUGAGUAUUAA